Messenger RNA from Paraglomus brasilianum, 286 nucleotides. NCBI's taxonomy places the organism in Eukaryota, Fungi, Glomeromycota, Glomeromycetes, Paraglomerales, Paraglomeraceae. The record is from the annotation of a GenBank genome assembly.
ACCUGCCGGUAUUUCGCUCACCUACUCUUUGAAAAACAUGUCCACAUUUAGACUCAAUUGUCUGGUUCAUGGGAAUACCACCGAACGGGUCUUUCCUGUUGACAUUCCCAGCACCAAGACCAUCGGUGACCUCAAGGAGAUGAUCAAAAUUAAGCAACCUAAGUUCGAUCGGUUUUCGGCGGACGAGCUUGACGUUUGGAAAGUCGACAUUCCUUGCCGCUCCCUUGAGAAUCCUGUUCUGAAAGCCCUCAAGGAAAAUCCGAUGGCGGAUAUCGAAGGCGCCUGA